AUGCCUCCAAGAUUCCCAACCCCUGUCAUCAAGCAUUACUGGCCAUUUGCCGCUGGUGGUAUGUACUAUUUUUAUGUUUAAGGAAGAGAUUGAUUAAGAAUUUUCACUGGUGCCCGACGUAUUUCCAAAGUUCCCAUGAUAUAGGCCAACGUGGUUUCCAAUCUCUAACAUCAUGAGCUACGUAUUGGUAUAUUACGAUUUAUUUUGAUUGAAUUACACUUUUCAUUUUUGACGUAUAAAUGAAAUGUCUAGAACCAUUUGGGACGAAUUUCCCUACAAUUAUAAUUGAAGAAAAGUCACCAGAAGAAGAUAAUCCUAGAUAAUAGAGAGUCAAUGUAGAGAUUUUAUUUGAGGAAAUUGAUUGACUGAAGUGUUAUAUUAAAAUGUAGUAUUGUGGAAAUUCAAUCGGACAGUAUGGAAAACAUGGUAAAAUUUUAUAACAUUGGAAAAUGAUCUCCUCACACUUAAACAAUUAGCUAUAUUGAAGAAUAUAUUACUAACGUGAAAUAGCCGGUAUUACUUACUUUUUAAUCUACAAGGCUAGUGUUGCAUCAAUGAACUCUGAUGAAUUCAUUAACGAUCCAAGACACCCAAGAUUCGCUAGCGGUGGUAAAUUCAUUGAUUUAGAUAAAACCAAUUAA
This is a messenger RNA of Debaryomyces tyrocola, 641 nucleotides long. The record is from the annotation of a GenBank genome assembly. NCBI's taxonomy places the organism in Eukaryota, Fungi, Ascomycota, Pichiomycetes, Serinales, Debaryomycetaceae.